This is a messenger RNA of Clonostachys rhizophaga, 684 nucleotides long. NCBI's taxonomy places the organism in Eukaryota, Fungi, Ascomycota, Sordariomycetes, Hypocreales, Bionectriaceae. The record is from the annotation of a GenBank genome assembly.
AUGUCUUUGGAACCACUCGCGUCCCCCCAUAGCGUUUCCGACUCGGGAGCAGCUUUCACAAGCUCCUCCGCCCUCGACUUCCUCCUCAUCGAACUGGUCCCUCUUGCGUACCGGGUCACUGGCGAGACCCUGCCCCCUCGUUAUUCCGAGAGCAAUGGCGCCGGAGCUCCUACCGCCGCUGGUGCCGCCACGAUAAGCACCGCAAAUACACAGAAUACACCGGCAAACGGAACUGCCCCCUCGGCCACUUUCCCUAGCCGCGUGGACGAGGACGAUGCCGCAGAUGCAGCAAGGCAUAGGCUUGAGACAUUGGGGUAUCGGGUUGGCCAGGGUUUAGUGGAAAGGUUCUCCCGAGACCGCCCUCGAUUUAAUGACACCCUCGACGUCAUCAAAUUUCUUUGCAAAGACCUCUGGUCUCUUGUUUUUGGAAAGAACAUAGACAACCUAAAGACCAACCACCGGGGGGUGUAUGUCCUAACCGACAAUGUUUUCCGCCCAUUCACCCGUAUGAGCACAGAAGCUGGCGGCCAAGCAGUGGUUCGCGCUCAGCCAUUCUUAUGGUUUCCUUGCGGAAUUGUUAGAGGAGCCUUGGCCGCACUGGGCAUCGAAGCUACUGUGCAAGCGGAAAUCAACGAAUUGCCAGGAGCAGUGUUCCAAAUUAAGACCAUUCCUCCAAAAUCUUAA